Messenger RNA from Lipotes vexillifer (Yangtze River dolphin), 1482 nucleotides. RefSeq names its product methyltransferase 15, mitochondrial 12S rRNA N4-cytidine (gene METTL15). The coding region runs from base 115 to 1329 and encodes 404 amino acids. Gene Ontology annotation, molecular function: rRNA (cytosine-N4-)-methyltransferase activity. Gene Ontology annotation, biological process: rRNA base methylation. Lineage: Eukaryota; Metazoa; Chordata; Mammalia; Artiodactyla; Lipotidae. The record is from RefSeq and is a predicted model, not a curated record. The transcript has 6 exons.
UGGCGCCCGGCGUCUCAGCGGCCCCUUGCAGUGGAAGCUACCUGGCUCCGUGUCACCGUGGCAACUCGCACGGCAGUUUCCGGAGGCGUUGGCCGAGAUUUGUUGAUCUACAGAAUGCUUCAAUACCCAUAUUUUUGUAGACUCUAUAAAAAAUUUCUUUCUUGCUGGUUGGAAUCUGGCAUAUUUAAUUUGGGUGUCUGGCCAAAAAAAAUACAUGCUACAGCAGAAAGAUAUAAUGAAUAUGAAGCCCAGGAGCAAACAGAUCAAACUGGAGCUCAGGAGUUACAAGACAGAGAUUCUGAAGUGAUGACUAAAUUACAUAUUCCAGUGAUGGUGGAUGAAGUUGUUCGUUGUUUGGCACCACAAAAAAGGCAGUUUUUUCUAGAUAUGACAUUUGGUUCAGGAGGACACACAAGAGCCAUUCUACAGAAGGAGUCAGAUAUUACUCUGUAUGCCUUAGACAGAGACCCAACAGCUUAUGCAAUAGCUGAACAGCUUUCAGAAUUGUACCCUAAACAGAUCCGAGCCAUCCUGGGCCAAUUCAGCCAGGCAGAAGCCUUACUAAUGAAAGCUGGAGUUCAACCAGGGAGUUUAGAUGGAGUUCUUUUGGAUAUUGGGUGUUCCUCCAUGCAACUUGAUGCCCCUGAAAGAGGUUUUUCCCUUCGGAAGGAUGGCCCCUUGGACAUGAGAAUGGAUGGUUGCAGGUACCCUGACAUGCCCACCGCAGCUGAUGUUGUGAACGCUUUAGAUCAACAGGCACUUGCAUCCAUCCUGAGAACAUACGGGGAGGAGAAGCACGCCAAGAAAAUCGCUUCAGCAAUUGUUCAGGCACGCAGCAUCUACCCCAUCACCAGAACCCAGCAGCUUGCCAGCAUCGUUGCAGGUGCAUUUCCUCCCUCUGCUACUUAUGCACGAAAAGACUUGCUACAACGAUCUACCCAUAUCGCUACCAAGACUUUCCAAGCUUUUCGCAUAUUUGUGAACAAUGAGCUCAAUGAACUUUACACAGGACUGAAGACAGCUCAGAAGUUUCUGAGACCUGGUGGUCGCCUUGUUGCCCUCUCCUUCCAUUCACUGGAGGAUCGCAUCAUCAAACGAUUCCUGCUUGGGAUAAGCAUGACACAAAGGUUUAACCUAAGUGCUAGACAGAAGGUGAUACAAAAAUCACAGUUGGGUUCAGAUCAUGAAAACACGGAAGGAGUCUCUAUAGGAAGGGCCCCUUUAAUGUGGAAAGUGAUGCAUAAGAAGGUACUUACUCCGGAUGAUCAAGAUGUACAAAAUAACCCCAGAGGACGCUCAGCCAAGCUUAGAGCAGCUAUCAAGUUAUGAGAAAGUUAUCAUCAUCUGAUUCUUCAAGUUCUUCCUCACAGUUUCUCGUGUAAUAUUCCUGAACAGCCUAAUAUAAGAAAGUGUGGGUUAGAGAGAUAUACUAUAUAUGUGUGGAAAUAGGGGGUGUUUAGCAUUUUUUUCUCAAAAAGAAAA